Molecule: messenger RNA, 1895 nt
Organism: Lucilia cuprina (Australian sheep blowfly)
Lineage: Eukaryota; Metazoa; Arthropoda; Insecta; Diptera; Calliphoridae
Gene: AspRS-m
Product: aspartate--tRNA ligase, mitochondrial
Exons: 7
Coding region: 356-1831 (491 amino acids)
Biological process (GO): aspartyl-tRNA aminoacylation
Cellular component (GO): mitochondrion; cytoplasm
Molecular function (GO): aspartate-tRNA ligase activity; nucleic acid binding; ATP binding
Source: RefSeq, a predicted model, not a curated record
AAAGUUUUGAGUACCAUAAAAAUAUUAUUUAAAACAAAUAAUAAUUAAAGAGAGCUACAAAAAAGUGUUAUACAAAUAAACUAUAAAAUAUUCAGUAAGUGAGGUGCAAAAAUAAGUAAAAUAAAAUAUUGUAAAACAACGAAAAAAUCUGGCAAAUAUAGCGGCAAACAUUUUACUAAGAAAAGUUAUACAGCAAACGAAACAGCCUAUAAAACUAAAAAGUUUUUUACCGGUACCCGCAAAAACUACACAAGUUUUAGGAGCAAAAAACUAUCAAGUGUUACGCCAAAAACAAGGAGAUUUAUUUAAUAAAACCUCAAUUUCAUCAGCUUUAGCAGCAGUGAAUAGUCACAUCAUGAGUGGCCGUCAGCGUAGUGGUGGUAAUAGUGGUCGUUUUGGUGGCAACGGUGGUGGAGGUUAUGGUGGCGGCGGUUAUGGUGGCCGUGGUGAUUAUGAUAACUAUGGUAAUGGUGGCUAUAAUGGCGGCGGUUAUAAUGGCAAUAAUGGAAUGAAUCCUUUUGGAAAUAGUAAGUUAAGUUUAAGACUCCUUUAUAGACACUCAUUUUUACAUAACAAACCAGCUGGCUCUGGAAAUGUUAUAAAAGUUGCUGAUCUCAAUAAGUUUGCCAAUCGUACUCAUACAUGUGGUGAAUUGACUAGUGAUAAUAUUGGUGAAAAGGUGACAAUAUGUGGCUGGUUGGAAUUUCAACGUAUGGGUAAAUUUUUCAUACUACGUGAUGGUUAUGGUCAAACACAGGUUCUUAUAACCGAUAAGACAAACGGUUUAGAGGAUAAUGAACAGGGUAUUGCAUUAGAAUCAAUAGUAAGAGUUGAGGGUACAGUUAUACCAAGACCGGCAGCAACUAUAAAUCCUAAAAUGACUACGGGCCAUGUUGAGAUUGAGGCUGAAAAAAUUGAAAUACUUAAUCCGGCUAAGAGAAAUUUACCCUUUGAUGUACGUAAAUUCAAUAGAGCUGGUGAACGUUUGCGUUUGACACAUCGUUAUAUAGACUUAAGAUUUGCCGAUAUGCAGCAUAAUUUACGUAUGCGCUCUCAAGUUAUUAUGCGCAUGCGUGAAUAUCUUAUAAACUAUUUGGGUUUUGUUGAGGUAGAAACACCCACACUUUUCCGCCGCACACCGGGUGGUGCUCAAGAAUUUGUGGUGCCUACACGUAAACCAGGUCAUUUCUAUUCACUAGUUCAGAGUCCUCAACAAUUUAAACAAAUGUUAAUGGCUGGUGCCAUAGAUCGUUAUUUCCAAGUUGCUCGCUGUUAUAGAGAUGAGGCUACACGUCCCGAUCGUCAGCCUGAAUUUACUCAACUCGAUAUUGAAUUGUCAUUUACCAGUCGCGAUGAUAUAAUGCAAUUGAUUGAGGAAACUUUACGUUAUUCUUGGCCCAAGGAAUAUACUAAAAUUCAGACACCCUUCAAACGUAUGACCUAUAAUGAGGCCAUGGAGAAAUUUGGUACCGAUAAGCCAGAUACACGUUUUAGUCUUGCUUUGACAAAUGUAACCGAAAUUAUUAAAAAGAAUGAAACAUUUGUUGAGAAAUUUAAAGAUUUAGGUGCUUAUGCUUUAAUAGUACGUGGCAAUGGAGGUUUCUGGAAUGGCACUGCUCGUAAACAUUAUGAAAGUCUUUCCAAAGAAUUUUCGGGCACCUUGUUUGUACGCAAGUUUUUGCAAUAUAAAGAUCUUAAGGAUCGUUUAACUAAUCUAUUAACGGCUGAUGUUGCCUCGGAAUUAAUUACCAAAUAUGAUUUAGAAGAAAAUGAUUUGCUAUUUUUGGGUAUUGGUGAAAAAGUUGAAACGGUAAGUUUACUUUUUUCAUAAUUUUUUCAUUUAUUUAAUCACAUAAUCAUAAAAAACGUACUGAACGAGACUUGGAAAGAUUGAU